GCACAACAAGUCUAGAAAUCCGCCACAAAAGACAUCUGUUCGUCCGUUCGAUUCAUCGCGACAACUUCGUCAUAUCCUGCACAGAGAUAGGUGCUUCGUAACCAGUUGUCCGUGUCAUGGAUGCUCUGAAACUGCUAUCCCGGUCCACUGGCCUGAAAUCAAAAAUUUCUAGACCAACGCCACAAAAUAUCCCCUCUGCAUCAGGACAAGCUCCCGGCCAAGAUGUGUCACAGUCUAGCGCAGGUCGGAAACGGAAGAGAGAAGCACAGGAACCAGAUAUUGAUGGUGCUCAAUCGACAAAGCCUGACCUGCUGUCCGAGCAGGAAAUCCGCCAACUUCACAAGAAGCACAAAAUCAAGAUUGUGGAUUUGAACCGGUUCCGAGCCAUGGGCAAGUCGUCAGAAUCAAGAAAGACGCAGAAAGAACAAUCGCGCUUAUUUCCUCAGCCGCUCACAUCCUUCGAUCAACUGCGUACGAACUAUGAGAUUAACGCGACUCUGGCACGAAACAUAUCAGAUCAGGCAUAUUUUGAACCGACCGAGGUUCAGAUUGCGACGCUGCCCUUGCUACUGAAGAGCUUACAUGAAGAACGAGAGGCUGAACCCAAUCUCUUGACCAUCGCACCAACGGGAAGUGGGAAAACUCUCGCUUUCCUUAUUCCACUGAUCGAGAAGAUGUCGAGAGCUCAUCGACACGCUGGCCCCACGAUCGACAGACAUAUUCGUGCCAUCAUUCUGGCACCCACGAAAGAAUUGGUCUUCCAGAUAGUUAAUGAGGGAAGGAAGCUGGUAACGAAGAUGGGCGUGACCAUUACAGCAGUAAAGAAAGGCAUGAGACUCUUCGAGGGACUAGCACCAUCAGAUGAGGAGGAAUCUGGAGAGGACGGAGAAGUCGAAGGCCAUGAGAAAGAAGGCGUGUCUUCUCAGACUUCCACUCUCGUCAAAGCUGACAUUUUGGUCUCGACACCGCUCAGCCUGGUACAUCUUCUCUGUCCGUCUUGGGAAGCAGACGAAGGCUCAACUCCACAACCGCUGCCCAACGUUGAAAGCCUGAUAUUUGAUGAGGCAGAUGUCCUCCUUGAUCCGCUCUUUCGAUCUCAGACGCUUGCUGUUUGGUACGCCUGCACGUCGCCUUCCUUGAGGGUGAGCAUGUGGUCAGCAACCAUUGGAUCAAAUGUCGAGGCGCUUGCCGUACAGACCAUCUCGGACCGCCAAAGAGAUCUCAAACUCUCUCGAAGUCAGUGCCCAGGACUAAUUCGGACCAUCAUUGGUCUGAAAGACACGAGCUUACCAACAAUCUCACAUCGGCUGGUAUACACUGCAACAGAAUCCGGAAAGCUUCUCGGUAUGCGGCAGUUACUUCACCCAUCGCGGUCAAUUUCAACCACGAAACGUCAAGACAACGACACUGCGCCGCUCCGGCCGCCGUUCCUGGUCUUCACACAGACGGUAGAUCGAGCCCAAGCACUAUACACCGAACUUCAAUACGAUAUUCCUGCCCAGGCAGGUGGCUCGUCCCGAGUGGCAGUACUACAUGCUUCUCUAUCUCAAAGAGCGCGGUCAUCCAUCAUGCAGGAUUUCCGACAAGGGAAGAUCUGGGUCUUGAUCACCACGGAUCUUCUAUCGCGUGGUGUAGAUUUCCGGGGAGUAAACGUGGUGGUGAACUAUGAUAUCCCGACCACGGUUGCCGGAUAUGUCCAUCGCGCAGGAAGGACAGGGAGAGGAGGGAGAGAAGGGGGUGUCUGUGUCAGCUUCUACACCAAAGAGGACAUUCAAUACGUGAAAGGCAUAGCAAACGUGAUUUCUGCCAGUCAGAAGGUUCAAGGAAACUCGGACAGUUCCACGAAAGACCCUCAUGACACAGACAGCAAGGGAAUAGGUUCAUCCGCGACGUCGGAGAUCCAGCCUUGGUUACUCCACGCGCUUCCUAGCGUCUCCAAGUCAGCAAGGAGGGACCUCAAAUUGCACGGUGUGAAGGCGCGUCGAGCCAUUCAUGCCGACGAUGACGAGAAAACCAAACGGAUGAAGCGGAAAGCGAAGAUCGGGACGCAGAGCGGUUACGAGAGAAGGGAAACGAACCGCAAGCGUGGUGCUCUUGAAGGGAGCCUACGAGCAAAAAGGAAGGCGCACCAGCAACAGGAGAUUGCAGAAUGGGAAGGCUUUGAGUGAAGUUGGCGCUGAUGCAUUGGGCAAUUACAGCACCUCCCCCGGUUCGUUCAGAGCAGUUUCCCAUUCCGACAGGAAUCGACUCGAGAUCAUCUGUAAGAGAUGGCACGGCCCGGUAUCCGGAUUACACACUGUCGUUUGCGCGUCACGUUGCAUCCGGUGGACUUCUUCGUCGUCAAGAUUCGCCCGACGGAUGGUCGAUGGAUGUCGAGUCGCGCCUGGAUGGGUUCUGUCGCCUUGUUAGGCGGGACCGCGAGGCAGGUUCACGUUUUGCAAGCCGGUGGCGAUCAACCGGUCGGAGAUGCGGCUACAGAGCCGACGUUGACGGCGACGACAUAAUCUGGAGGCAUGCUGGAAGCGCAAACGACAUAUGGAGGUCAUUCUCAUGGCGUGCAGUACGGAGUACUCAAUCACCCAAUGUACAGGGCGUCUCGAAACCGGCCUACCCCUAAAGACACAUAGCAACUUUAUCU
Cladophialophora immunda is the source of this 2638-nucleotide messenger RNA. RefSeq lists its product as uncharacterized. Gene Ontology annotation, cellular component: 90S preribosome. The record is from RefSeq and is a predicted model, not a curated record. Lineage: Eukaryota; Fungi; Ascomycota; Eurotiomycetes; Chaetothyriales; Herpotrichiellaceae. The coding region runs from base 117 to 2168 and encodes 683 amino acids. The transcript has a single exon. Gene Ontology annotation, molecular function: nucleic acid binding; RNA helicase activity; ATP binding. Gene Ontology annotation, biological process: maturation of SSU-rRNA.